GUCUUAGAUUAUCUUAAUAUAAAUUCUGAUCAAGAAAUGUAGGGUCGACCGCCAAUCUUCUAUGAGAAAAUUAAGUUAUUGAUGCCACAUCAGGUCUGCAGAAAAUCAUGGCGCUUUCAUUUCGUCCUGGUGGGUACGAAGAUGAAGAUGACGAUUUUGACGGUGAUGGAUUCUAUUUAAGUGGGAAUGCAGACGGGGAUAACUUGAAGCCGAAGCCAUUCGACCCAACUGCAAGUAGUGGUGAUGCAGCUGCUACAGGGCCUAGAGGAGGCUUUGGAAAACCCUCUGCACCAAAGAAAAGGGAACCAGUCAAAACGUAUAAGAGGGCAUCAGAUUUAAGAGAUGAAGCCGAGACAAGGCCUCUGAAUAUCGGAGACUUCCAGAUGGCAAUUGUAAGAGGGCAUUCAGAUCGAGUGAAGCAGUACAUGGACCUAGGAUUUAAAGUGGAUACUGAAUUGAAGAGUGGCUGGACAGGGUUGAUGUAUGCUGCAAACAAUGCCAACUCUGAUAUUGUUAAACUGCUGCUAGAUAGUGGUGCCAAUCCAAAUUUUCAGAAAGACAUGUACACUGUAUUGAUGGCAGCGUGUGGUGCGGGUGGGUAUCUUGAAGAUGAUGUGUUGGCAGUUGUUGAGUUGUUGCUAGGUAAAGGAGCUGAAGUCAAUGCCUAUGACAGGUACCAUACAUCUCCUAUAAUGUAUGCGGCUAGAGAAGGUCGUGAUAAGGUCGUACAAAAGUUGUGUGAAGCAGGGGCUAAUGUAAACAAACAGGAUAAUAGAGGCUGGACGGCCCUUACAUGGUCAGUAAGCAAAAAGCAUAAGGAUGCAGCCAGAUGCCUGCUGUCAUGGAAAGCAGAUCCCCGUAUGAAGCAUUGUAAUGGACAGACAGUAAUAGACAUGGCAGAAACUAAUUCCAACUACGAGAUGUUAGAAAUACUGGAAGGUAAAAAGCGUGAACAUACUAUGGCAGAACCAGUAAUACAAGCAAAUAGUAGGAGUUCUAGUCAGCUUCAAGAUACAAGCUCAAAGGAGUCGUAUAGUACAACAUAUGGAACAACAUACGGAGAUCUGGAGUUAUUUCUGUGUGGUCUGGAUCUCAGUUAUCUUGUAGAUGUUGUACGUGGUCAUCAGAUAGAUUUUAGUACCUUCCUACGCCUCACAGAGGAAGAUCUUGUCAAGAUGGGAAUAGAUAAGCUAGGUGUGAGGAAGAAGAUCCUUGAUGGGAUACAUUCAGUGCAUAAAAAGGAGUGGGAGAAAUCCAGUCUACCUCAGUUACAGUAUAACAAACAAAUCAGUUGUGCAGAAGCGCUGGCAGUUGUAGCAAAUAUUUCCAAGCAUACAAAGUAUAUUACUAGUACAGUAGGAUUUCUACAAGACCAGAUCAAAUCUAAUCCCAAAAUCCUCGACCAACUACAGGAUGGAACAGGACCUAAGCAGCUGUUUCAACAUACCCAGGAUACUCUACGUAAUGUAUCAUCUCUGGAAAAACAGUUCCAAUCACUCAAAAUUCACUUACAAAAGACGUUAGAAAAUGGGAACUAUAACCCACCAGAUUUACUAGACAAGGACAGUCCAUGUAAAUUAAAGAGAAGGUCAAGGUUACCAGUAUUUGUUGCUGUGGCAACCACUGUAGCUGUGAUUGUUUGGAAGAGAGAUUUCCUGUGGAAUAAGUUAGAGAAGCUUCUACCAUCUUCUUAGCAGAGGUUUUUGCUAAUACUUCAGUGAGAUCUAGUCGUAGUGUUCCUGAACAGUACUCAAGUCUUACAAGGAGCCUGUAGGUGUCAAGGAAUGCAGCUUAUUCAUUAAAAUUGUAUAACUUUUUAAUAAGUAAUUUUAAAUGAAAUCAAGGCACAUGUACUCUUUAUCAUGCUGCACUGUAAAAUCAUUCUGUUCUGUGAAUGAAAAAUUGUAUUAUUUCUUUAAAAAAAUGAAUGGCUAUUUUGUUGGGACAAGAAUUCACAGGUCUUAGGUAGUAUAAGAUACAGUUACAGUUACAGCUCAAACUCGGUAUCUCAAAUUCCAAGGGAUUGAGCGUUUUACCUCAGAUAACCAAAAUUCGACUUAAAUUUAUAUUUUGUGAACGUGUUUUAGGGACGGGACUUUAAAUUGUCUUCGAAAUGGCUUCAGUAUUGAGAUAAUUAUGUGAGUUUAAGAUAACAAGUUUCAACUGUAUUUUAUUUGUUCAUUGGAAUUAAGUUUCUUGGUUUAUGACAAGCUUGAAGUCUAUGAGAACUUGUCAACCACAAAUAUAAAUGAUUUUGUAGUAUUUGUUUUAAGGCGUGCCAUGUCCAUGUGUAUGCUUCCAUUCUCCGUUAUGCAGAAAGCAACUGCUUGCCACUAAGUCUUUUGAGAAUCUUCAAGGAAAUGUUAACACAAAAGCACGUUUGACAUUACUGAGGUUAAUUUUGUUUGUUGUUGUUAUUUUGGGAUAUGAGGUUUUAAAUUGCCUUGAUUGAGUGAAAAGGUUUCCACCGACUUUGUUAAAUUUUGUCUUACAAAGCAUUAAAGUACAGAACUGUUUAAAAAGACUGUACUUUUUACAAGGUAACCAGAAACUAUAUAAAAGAGGUUGUUAUUUCAAGAUGUGUUUGAAGAGAAAAAAAUAUUGCAGAAAGUUUUUGACAAAUUGUAUGAGUUGCUAACUGUAUCUAAACUAACAUGUUUGAAACUUUAUAUUUUAAGGUUAUAGAAGAACAUUUUGAAUGCGUACAGCUAAAAUUUGUGAAAAUUGGAAUAAGUUUAAUUUAUCUGUACGGUUUUUAUUUGUACACCUGUACAGUAUUUGUACACCUGUAUGGUAUUUGUACAGUAUUUGUACACUUGUAUGGUAUUUGUACAUCUGUACGGUAUUUGUACAUCUGUACGGUAUUUUUACAUGAAUGAAAUAACAACCUUGAUCAGUUGUGAUGAAAGGAAGUAUGAAGGCAUGGUCACAAUUAGUAUGAGGCCUACAUUAUGUCUAGUUUAUACCCCCUUUAAAUGGUUUAUUAUUUUCAACAAGAACACAUUUACUGAUACCUGUUUUAAUCAGAGACAAAUAUUUUGGACAAGUAUUCAACAACAUCUAUUUGGUGUGAGAGCCAGAAUUUAACAUGGAAGACUGUUCAGCAUUUUUAAUACAGUUAAUAUUCUCAAUAAGGAAUUCAGUGGUUGAGUGCUGCAGCAGAGCACAUUCUGUUUUAGCACGUUUUAUCCUGUUACACACAUGACAAAAAAAUCUUGUUACACCUUCGACAAAAUAUCCUGUUACAUUGACACAAGAUAUUAAAUGGUACUAACAAGUUAAAAGGGACUGGCAGUGAAGUUUUCACUUGUCAGGUACAUCAAUUAUCUGUUCUCCUGUUGGCUGAUAUUCUUUAUAUGGUACAUAAACCUGAAUGAAGGUCAAGGUCAGAUUCAAAACUAGGUCUUUUGGGUUCUACAACCAGAUAACUGGGUCAGAUAAGUAGAGAAACUUUGUUGAUACAAGGCCAAUUUUUUUUAAUUUUCCUUUAUGCCAUUAUAUUCUAUCUGACGAAAUUGGUCAGAAUGUUUUUUUAGCUCACCUGUCACAAAGUGACAAGGUGAGCUUUUAUGAUCGCGCAGUGUCCGUCGUCCGUGCGUCCAUCCGUGCAUAAACUUUUCCUUGUGACAUCUCUAGAGGUCACAUUUUUCAUGGGAUCUUUAUGAAAAUGGGUCAGAAUGUUCAUCUUGGUAAAUUCUAGGUCAAGUUCGAAACUGGGUCACAUGCCGUCAAAAACUAGGUCAGUAGGUCUAAAAAUAGAAAAAGCUUGUGACCUCUGUAGAGCUCUUAAUUUUCAAUGGAUCUUCAUGAAAAUUGGUCAGAAUGUUCACCUUGAUGAUAUCUAGGUCAAGUUUGAAACUGGGUCACAUGCCUUCAAAAUCUAGGUCAGUAGGUCUAAAAAUAGAAAAACUUUGUGACCUCUAGAGGCCAUAUAUUUCACAAGAUCUUCAUGAAAGUUGGUCAGAACGUUCACCUUGACGAUAUCUAGGUCAAGUUCGAAACUGGGUCACGUGCCGUCAAAAACUAGGUCAGUAGGUCAAAUAAUAGAAAAACCUUGUGACCUCUCUAAAGGCCAUAUUUUUCAUGGGAUCUGUACGAAAGUUGGUCAGAAUGUUCAUCUUGAUGAUAUCUAGGUCAAGUUCGAAACUGGGUCACGUGGGGUCAAAAACUAGGUCAGUAGGUCUAAAAAUAGGAAAACCUUGUGACCUUUCUAGAGGCUAUAUAUUUCACAAGAUCUUCAUGAAAAUAGGUCAGAACGUUCACCUUGAUGAUAUCUAGGUCAAGUUCGAAACUGGGUCACGUGCCAUCAAAAACUAGGUCAGUAGGUCAAAUAAUAGAAAAACCUUGUGACCUCAAAAGUGCAGAUUUUUCAUGGGAUCUGUAUGAAAGUUGGUCUGAAUGUUCAUCUUGAUGAUAUCUAGGUCAUGUUUGAAACUGGGUCACGUGCGGUCAAAAACUAGGUCAGUAGGUCUAAAAAUAGAAAAACCUUGUGACGUCUCGAGAGGCCAUAUAUUUCAUGAAAUCUUCAUGAAAAUUGGUCAGAAUGUUCACCUUGAUGAUAUCUAAGUCAAGUUCGAAAGUGGGUCACGUGCCGUCAAAAACUAGGUCAGUAGGUCAAAUAAUAGAAAAACCUUGUGACCUCUCUAGAGGCCAUAUUUUCCAUGGGAUCUGUAUAAUAGUUGGUCUGAAUGUUCAUCUUGAUGAUAUCUAGGUCAAGUUUGAAAGUGGGUCACGUGCCAUCAAAAACUAGGUCAGUAGGUCAAAUAAUAGAAAAACCUUGUGACCUCUCUAAAGGCCAUAUUUUUCAAUGGAUCUUCAUGGAAGUUGGUCUGAAUGUUCAUCUUGAUGAUAUCUAGGUCAAGUUCGAAACAGGGUCAUGUGCGGUCAAAAACUAGGUCAGUAGGUCUAAAAAUAGAAAAACCUUGUGACCUCUCUAGAGGCCAUACUUGUGAAUGGAUCUCCAUAAAAAUUGGUCAGAAUGUUCAUCUUGAUGAUAUCUAGGUCAAGUUUGAAAGUCGGUCACGUGCCAUCAAAAAGUAGGUCAGUAGGUCAAAUUAUAGAUAAAUAAAUUAAAAGUAUGUACAGUGAUUAAACAAAAAUAAUUUACGUUCAGGGCACCAAUAAACCCUGAACAAAUAUAACAAAAUCAAAGAUUAUUUCGACGAUUUAUCACAGAUAUGCUUAAAUAACUUAAAUAAUUAAAGUUUGUACAGUGAUUAAGCAAUCUUUUUUAGGAAUUUUUACUAUUUUAUGAUUAUUUUUACUUUUUUUUUUGGUGACUAGUAAAUCACUUAAUUUACAUUAUGUAACAAUAAUUUACAUUAUUUAACAACAAAAUCAUAAUCAACCAUACUAGUCUUUUUUUUAUCAUUUUAAUAAAUAAAUUUACAAGUAGUUAACAAUGAUUGAAACAAAUAAAUUUACUAACGUUUAGGGCAGCAAUAAACCCUAAACAAAUAUACAAAUGAUCAUAACAAAAUCAAGGAUUAUUUCAACGAUUUAUCACAGAUAUGCUUAUUACAGAUUUUAGGAUUUUUUUUACUAUUUUAUGAUUUUUUUUUUCAUAUUUUUUUGGUUACUAGCCAAUCACUAAAUUUACAUUAUUAACAAUAAUUUAAGAAACGAUAAUUAAACAGACUAGUAUUUUUUUUUGGCAUUUUUUUCUUUAUCUCCUGAUAGUUUUUUUUCAGUCACUCAUUCAUUUCAAUUCUUUGGCUCUUUAAAUUUUUUAACACCUCUGUCCAGACCUUGUCCUUUAUGUUUGUUGGUGUCAGGUGCGACCAACGUUCUCUUAAGUUGUCAUCGAGUGACAAUUUUAUUUUUAUUGCCGAAACUUUCGUUUUUUUUUCAGCAGAAAUGCUUCUGCAAUUUCGCCAGCAAAAUCUGUACGAAAUUGCAGAAGCGCUUCUGCUGACCACGACCUUCUGGCCGUUAAGAAUUCAUAUUUGUCUUAUAUAUUCUGUGUGUUUGUGUUUUAUUUUUAUCCCUCAAAUUUUGAGGGACUUCAAAAAGUAGCUAAAUGGUCGUUUCUAGCAGUCAGUGUUAGCUUGAGGUAGAGCGGUUAUUAUCACAGAUGUGCUUGUUCAUAAUGUGUUAACCAGAGAUAUUUAUAUGCCUCAUAAAUAACAAUUGGUAAAGUUUAAAAUUGUUUUAUUAACAGUCAGUCGUAUGUAUUAAUUCAAUAAGAAAUAUUUCUACCAUAAAUUUCACAGGGAAACGUAGCCGAUCAGUUAUCGAGUAUGACUUUCCUUUUAGAAUGUCAAUGACAAAUAAUCAAGGGUCAAGGUCAUGUAGUUAUGGAAGAAUAAUAUUCAUUUUCAGUGAGGAAAUAAAGAAGAAAUAAGAAAAAGAUAGAAAGAUGCAACGUUUGUAGUACAUUAAAACGCCGGCUCUGUAAGUGGUACGGACUGUCCACAUGCGCAUUACAUUGCCAACAUUUAAUGCCUACACAAUGCUGUAGCUAUGGAAGAAUAAUAUUCAUUUACAGUGAGGAAAUAAAGAAGAAAUAAGACAAAGAUACAAAGAUGCAACAUUUAUAGUACAAUAAAACGCCGGCUCUGUAAGCUGUGUGGCCUUCCACACGCGCAUUACAUUGCCAACAUUAAAUGCCUACAAAAUGCUGUAGCUGUGGAAGAAUAAUAUUCAUUUACAGUGAGCAAAUAAAGAAGGAAUAGGAAAAAGAUAGAAAGAAAAGAAAUGAUUGCAUUGAUAGUUUACCCGUAUAAAACCCGUUAGCUACUGGUUGCAGUUAACCGCAACUAGUAUUCACCCCUUGGCCGCAAUGAGGCCAGUUUUCUUGCAAGGGGAAAUAAAUAAUUUCAUUAACAAUUGGUCAAUUCAAGAAAUAAAUAAUUUCAUUGACGAGAAUCAGUUAAAUAAAUAUCACAGAAAGAGUAUAAUAUUAUAUCACAGAUAUGCUUAAUAAAUAAAUCAUCUUGAACUUUUUUACUAUUACAUGAUUAUUUUGUUUCUUUUUUUGGUCACUAGUCAAUUACUUCAUUUACACAAUUACAAAGUGAUUACAUAAAUACAAAAAGAAAAAAAAAUUACACGACUAGUGGUUGUAUAAUAAUACAUAUACAUACAAUGAAAUUUAUAAAAUGUUUUUACUAUAUUCUAAUUAUUUUAUUAUUUUUUUUUUUGGUAACUAGCCAAUUACAUUAUUUACAUCAUUCGACAGUGAUUAGACAAAUACAGAAACAAUAGAAAAAUACAAAAAGAUAAUAGAAAUACAGAAAAAAAAAUUAAACGGCUAGUUGUUUUAUGUUGAUACAUAUACAGAUAGAGGAAACAUACCUCCAGAGAGUAGCCAGGCCAAGAAGCGAGGCAAUCCCCAUCUUCAAGGCACUGACCCACAACCCUAGGGGGUAGAGGUUUGCACACGGGCGGCGGCGGCAGAGCGCAUGCGUUUCUGGGCCUCAACCCAGAUUUUAUCUCUUAUCUGAUAUACAGUCAAGUCCCGCCACCUCUCACGAACGCCGUCCAUUUGCCUUAGUUUGGCUCUAAUUCCCGAAAUUGUCGGCUUCCGACAGGUUGCAACUGUAAGUUCUAUUUCUACUGCCCAGUCGUGUUUUAACUGGGCAAUUCCGUCUGCUGACCACCGGCGUCUGGUCUUUAUCUUUCCACCGGGCCCUGUGACUCCGGUCAUCCGGCUAAAAAUGCUGGAAGUAUCUGCUUCGUCGCGGGGGGCAUUGCUGGGCACUGAAGGAACACCCAGUGCUGGGUCCUGUUGAGCAACCCAGUUUAUUAUUAGCUCGACUAUUCAUAGAAUAGUGAGCUAUUGCACUCGCCCAUGCGUCGGCGUCGGCAUCCGCAUCCCGAUUUUGGUUAAGGUUUUGUAUGUAAGCUGGUAUCUCAGUAACCACUUGUGGGAAUGGAUUGAAACUUCACACACUUAUUCACUGUGACAAACUGACUUACAUUGCACAGGUUCCAUAACUCUAUUUUGCUUUUUUACAAAAUUAUGCCCCUUUUUCGACUUAGAAAUUUUUGUUUAAGGUUUUGUAUGUAAGCUGGUAACUCAGUAACCACUUGUGGGAAUGGAUGAAUACUUCACACACUUAUUCACUGUGAUGAACUGAUCUACAUUGCACAGGUUCCAUAACUCUAUUUUGCUUUUUUACAAAAUUAUGCCCCUUUUUCGACUUAGAAAUUUUUGUUUAAGGUUUUGUAUGUAAGCUGGUAUCUCAGUACUUACUAAUGGGAAUGGAUCGAAACUUCACAUACUUGUUCACUAUCAUGAUCUGACAUGCACUAAGCAAGUCCCAUAACUCUACUCUCUUUUUUUUCAAAAUUAUGCCCCUUUUUCGACUAAGCAGUUUUUGGUUAAAUUUUUGUAUGUAAUCUGAUAUCUCAGUAUCCACUAAUUCGAAUGGAUUGAAACUUCACACACUUGUUCACUGUCAUGAUCUAACAUGCACUGUGAAGAUCCCAUAACUCUACUUGGCAUUUUUACAAAAUUAUGCCCCUUUGACUUAGCAGUUUUUUGUUAAGAUUUUGUAUGUAAGCUGGUAUCUCAGUAUCCACAAAUUGGAAAGGAUUGAAACUUCACACACUUGUUCACUGUCAUGAUAUGACAUGCAGUACAGAGGUUCAAUACCUCUACUUUGCAUUUUACAAAAUUAUGCCCCUUUUUCAACUUUUGUAUUCAUUCAAUUGACAAGGCUGUUGAAUAGUCGAGCGUUGCUGUCCUCCGACAGCUCUUGUUCUAUGGUCUGGUUGUUGCCUGGAGAUAGGCUCGAAUUGAACAGGUGGGUAUGGUUCCCUUACGUUAGGUGAUCCAACAGAUACUUGAGGCAUGUCCCUCAGGUAAGGGCUACUGCCCUCCGGAGGCAAGUCAAUCCCUCUUGAUUUUAGGGAUGUUGCGGAUGACCAUCCCUCCGAAGGUACAGGCGUGUUUGAUUGUGGUGAUGGUUGCAAAGGGACAGCAUAAAAGUCCGUCUCUAAAUUAGAGGGGAAGCGUGGGGGCACAAACUCUCCCAAAGGGGGUGGAAGUGGAGCCUCUUCCUCAUGUGAUUAUUCGCCUUGCGCUGUCGCACUCGGGGCUGUCAAUUGAUCUGGGAAGGGUGGAGGCACAAACUACCCCAAAGGGGGAGGAAGGGGAGCCUCAUCCACAUCGGACACAGGUCCUGGCGCUGUCGCACUUGGGACUACCGGAAGUUCCGCAAACUCAGCCUGGAUAUUAGGUGGGGUUGUCCCCCUGCGAGUUCUAGAGUCCAUUAUAUUUCGAAGCUUUACUGCUGUACUGUGUAAUAGAUACGUUGUUUUGUUGUUGGGGAAUAGCGAAAAGUCAGUUUAUGGUUUUUUAUGUUUAUUAAAAUAAUAUAUCCAGAAUAAAAUUUAAGAUGUUGUCAGGUCUAUAGAUUCUAGCAAACUGAUACAGAAAUACAGAGGUACAGAAAUAUAAUUGUUUAAGCAAUUACAAAGGCAGCAUUCAAUGACAUAUCAAAGAAACAAGAAUAUUGAAU
This is a messenger RNA of Mercenaria mercenaria, 9467 nucleotides long. RefSeq names its product ankyrin repeat, SAM and basic leucine zipper domain-containing protein 1-like. The record is from RefSeq and is a predicted model, not a curated record. Gene Ontology annotation, molecular function: protein binding. The transcript has 12 exons. Gene Ontology annotation, cellular component: pi-body. NCBI's taxonomy places the organism in Eukaryota, Metazoa, Mollusca, Bivalvia, Venerida, Veneridae. Gene Ontology annotation, biological process: piRNA processing. Bases 108 to 1694 code for a protein of 528 amino acids.